AGUGUUCACAAGCGGCGCGAGCGCAGCAGAGGAGUAGAAGCUUCGUUUUCGUCAAAGGAAAAAAGUUCAUUUUUGAAGCGUCACACGCGAUAAAAGUGGCCUUUUUGUCCGCUGGGAGCAGGAGUGUACCCGUGACCAUGGAUGAGUGGGUUUAAGGAGCUGAAAUGGGCGCUGUGCUGCUGCUGCUGUGUUUGGUCUCGGCGGUUUACGGCUCCCCUGUCCUCCUCUUUGCCAACCGUCGGGACGUGCGAUUGGUGGAUGCUGAGGGCGUGCGGGGUGAGUCGGCUGUUGUCGUAAGUGAGCUGGAGGACGCGGCGGCGGUGGACUUCCUGUAUGCUGAAGGUCUGAUAUUUUGGACAGACGUCAGUGAGGAGGCCAUCAAACAGACGCACUGGAAUCAGUCGUCCAACUCCCUUAAAGAGGCUCUGGGAACUGGCCAGACUGUGGUGGUGUCAGGUCUGGACAGUCCUGAUGGACUGGCCUGUGACUGGCUGGGCAGAAAACUCUACUGGACCGACUCUGACACCAAUCGAAUUGAAGUGGCUAACCUGGAUGGCACCUCCAGGAAGGUCUUGUUUUGGAUGGACUUGGACCAGCCCAGGGCAAUCGCACUCAACCCUGCUCAGCGCUACAUGUACUGGACGGACUGGGGGGAGGAGCCUCGGAUUGAGCGUGCUGGGAUGGAUGGCAGCAACAGGAAGGUGAUUGUGGACGUGGACAUUUACUGGCCCAACGGUCUGACCAUUGACCUGGUGGAGCAGAAGUUGUACUGGGCGGACGCGAAGCUGAGCUUCAUCCACAGAGCGAACCUGGAAGGAUCUGCACGUGAGACGGUGGUGGAGGGCACGCUGACACACCCCUUUGCACUGACCCUGUCCGAGGAGACGUUAUACUGGACUGACUGGCAGACCCGGUCCAUCCACGCCUGCAACAAACACAAUGGAGAAAAAGCCAGAGAGAUCCUCAGCGAUAUUUAUUCUCCCAUGGACAUCCAAGUACUGGAACAACACCGGCAGCCCUACAUCCACACUCCGUGCAGUGAGAGUAACGGCGGCUGCAGUCAUCUCUGCCUGCUGUCUCCAGUCCAGCCUUUCUACAGCUGUGCCUGUCCCACUGGAGUCCAGCUGAAGCCAGACGGAACAACAUGCAAACCUGGGCCAGAGCAGGUGUUGCUGCUGGCUCGCCGGACCGACCUCAGGAGAAUCUCACUGGACCUGCCGGACUUCACCGACAUCGUGUUAAAGGUUGAUGACAUUCGACACGCCAUCGCCAUAGACUACGACCCGGUUGAUGGUUUGGUCUACUGGACAGAUGAUGAGGUUCGGGCCAUUCGGCGUUCCAAUAUCAACGGCAGCAAUGCAGUGAUGCUGCUAACCACAGAGAUCAAGAACCCGGAUGGCAUCGCUGUGGACUGGGUAGCCAGAAACCUGUACUGGACUGAUACCGGAACUGACCGGAUCGAGGUAACAAGGCUGAAUGGGACCUCUCGCAAAAUUCUCAUUUCUGAAAACCUGGAUGAACCCAGAGCCAUCGUCCUGGACCCCGUUAACGGUUACAUGUACUGGACGGACUGGGGCGAGCACCCAAAGAUCGAGCGGGCCAACCUUGACGGGUCGGACCGGCUGGUUCUGCUGAACACGUCUCUGGGUUGGCCUAACGGACUGGCUGUGGACCACGCUGCAGGAAAACUGUACUGGGGAGACGCCAAAACUGACAAAAUAGAGGUGAUCAAUGUGGACGGCAGCAACAGACAGACUCUGCUGGAGGACAAACUGCCUCACAUCUUUGGUUUCACUCUGCUCGGUGAUUACAUCUACUGGACUGACUGGCAGAGACGCAGCAUCGAGCGAGUCCACAAGACGACGGCCAUACGAGAGAUCAUCAUCGAUCAACUACCGGACUUAAUGGGACUGAAGGCCACGAAAGUGACGGAGACGUACGGUACAAAUGGCUGCGCGGUGGAUAACGGCGGGUGCAGCCACCUGUGUUUCUGGUGUCUGCGGGCUGUCAGAUGUGCCUGUCCAAUGGGGAUGGAGCUUUUAUCAGACAUGAAGACCUGUGUGGUUCCUGAGGCCUUCCUGCUCUUCACCAACAGGGACAACAUCAGAAGCAUCUCGUUAGGAACCACCAGUAACGACGUGGCCAUUCCACUGACGGGUGUCAAAGAGGUGUCAGCUCUCGACUUUGACGUCUCUGAAAGGAGGAUUUACUGGACGGAUGUCCAGGUUAAGAGGAUUAGCAGAGCGUACAUGAACGGCAGCUCGGUUGAACAAGUCAUCGAGUUUGGACUGGACUACCCAGAAGGUAUGGCAGUGGACUGGAUGGGCCGAAACAUCUACUGGGCUGAUACAGGAACAAACCGGAUUGAGGUGGCUCGGCUGGAUGGACAGUAUCGUCAGGUUCUGGUCUGUAAGGAUCUGGACAACCCACGCUCACUGGACAACCCUCGAUCCCUCGCGUUGGACCCCGCGAGUGGCUACAUGUACUGGACGGAGUGGGGGGGUCGACCUCGCAUAGCCCGAGCCUACAUGGACGGCAGCACCAUGGUAACCCUGGUGGACAAAGUGGGUCGAGCCAACGGACUCACCAUCGACUAUGUGGACCAUCGCUUGUACUGGACUGACCUGGACACGUGCAUGAUUGAAAGCACCAACAUGCAAGGCCUUCAGAGGGAGAUUAUUCUGGAUGACCUCCCCCACCCCUUCGGGCUGACCCAGUACCGCGAUUUCAUCUACUGGACAGAUUUUAACCUGCGGAGCAUCGAGCGAGCAGAUAAACGCAGCGGACUGAACCGCACCGUGGUACUGCAGGGUCAGCUGGAGCUGAUGCUGGACAUCCUGGUGUUCCACUCCUCCCGUCAGGACGGGACCAAUGAAUGUUCCCAUAACAAUGGAAACUGCGCUCAUCUCUGCCUGGCCACGCCCGCUGGAGCUCAGUGCCGCUGCGCCUCCCACUACACCCUGAACCCGGAUGGACGGAACUGCAGCUCUCCGUCAAGUUUUCUGCUGUUCAGUCAGAAGGCCAGUAUCAGCCGGAUGGUUCUGGGCGAGCAGAGUCCAGACAUCAUCCUGCCCAUCCACAUCCAGAGGAACGUGCGAGCUGUCACCUACGACCCACUGGACCGCCUGGUCUACUGGCUGGAUGGACGCCAGAACAUCCGCAGGGCCAGAGAUGAUGGCGCCAUGUCUGUAGUUGUGAGCGGCAGCGGUGGUUUGUCGGUGGAAAACCAGGUUCACGACCUGAGCCUGGAUGCCUACAGCCGCCAUGUUUACUGGACCUGUGAGACCACCAACACCAUCAACGUUCAGCACAUGGAUGGACACAGCGUGGGCGUGGUCUUGAGAGAUGACACCGACAAGCCUCGGGCCAUCGUGGUCAAUGCAGAGAAAGGGUACAUGUACUUCACCACGGUGCAGGAGCGCUCGGCUAAGAUCGAAGGAGCCAGUUUGGACGGGACCGAGAGGGAGUCUCUCUUCACCACUGGUCUCAUCAGACCCGUGGCUUUGGCUCUGGACAAUAAACUGGGAAAACUGUUCUGGGUUGACGCCGACCUGAAACGCAUCGAGAGCAGCGACCUCACAGGAGCCAAUCGCAUCGUGCUGCAGGACUCCAACAUUCUCCAGCCGAUGGGCCUGACGGUUCUGGGUGACCACGUGUACUGGAUCGACCGGCAGCAGCAGAUGAUUGAGAGGGUGGACAAACUAACCGGAGACAAACGCACCCGAAUCCAGGGACGGAUCUCUUUCCUGACCUCCAUCUACGCUGUGGAGGAGAUGGACUCUCAGGAGUUUGCCUCCCACCCUUGUUCCCGUGACAACGGUGGCUGUUCCCACAUUUGCAUCGCUAAGGGUGACGGCACACCUCGAUGCUCGUGUCCCAUGCACCUGGUUUUACUGCAGGACCUGCUGCACUGUGGAGAGCCGCCCACCUGCUCCCCAGAGCAGUUUGCCUGCUCCACGGGGGAGAUCGACUGCAUCCCCGUGGCGUGGCGCUGUGACGGCUAUGCAGAAUGCGACGAUGGCAGCGAUGAGGAGAACUGCCCCGUCUGCUCGGCCUUCCAGUUCCGGUGUGAUAAAGGAGGCUGCAUCGACACGCAGAGACGCUGCAACGGCGAGCCGGACUGUGCCGAUCACUCUGACGAGCACGACUGUGACACCAUCUGUCCUCCGAACCAGUUUCGCUGUGGAGACAAUCAGUGUAUCACAAAGAAGCAGCAGUGUGAUAAUUAUUCCGACUGCCCCGACGGCUCGGACGAGCUCGCCUGCGAGUUACUAGCUCCGCCCUCCAGCGACCUCCCUCCCAGCUCCUCCACUAUCGGCCCCGUCAUCGCCAUCAUUCUGCUCGUCUUCGUCAUCGGGGGCGCGUACUUUGUCUGCCAGCGUGUGGUCUGCCGCCGCUACAAGAGUCCCAGUGGGACUUUCCCUCAUGAGUACAUCAGCGGUACGCCUCACGUUCCGCUCAACUUCAUCGCACCCAGCAGCUCGCAGCAUGGCACCUUCCAGGGUAUAUCUUGUGGAAAGUCCAUCAUGAGCUCAGUCAGCCUGAUGGGCAGCAGCAGCAGCGGAGCGCCACUCUACGACAGGAACCACGUGACCGGAGCCUCAUCCAGCAGCUCCUCAUCCACCAAGGGAGCCUUCUACCCGCAGAUCCUGAACCCGCCUCCGUCCCCAGCCACUGACCGCUCGCUCUACAACAUCGAAGUCUACUCGUCCAACAGUCCAUCCACCACAAGGUCCUACAGGCCCUACCACCCGGUCCGUGGUGCCGCCCCGCCCACCACGCCCUGCAGCACUGACGUCUGCGAUAGUGACUACACCCCCCAUCACCCGCCCGCUGGCCUGUCGUCAUCAGCUGGCCGUUGGAAAGCUGCCGGCCAUGCUGCGCACGGCAAACACAACAAAUACUACAUGGACCUGAACUCAGACUCAGACCCGUACCCACCGCCGCCCACGCCGCGCUCCCAGUAUCUGUCCGCUGAAGAGAGCUGCCCUCCGUCACCCUCCACUGAGCGCUCUUACUUCCACCUGUGCCCGCCUCCUCCCUCGCCCUGUACCGACUCAUCGUGACCUUCCAACACGGCCGCACAGUGCUGCCGCCAAGGAAGAGACAAAACCCCAGAACUGGACUCAACUGGUCCGGUGGCCGGCGAGCCCCCACCCACCCCGGCCACUUCACACGUGCUGCAUUAACGAAGCUUCUUCAGUUGCUCAACGGCACCAAGCCUGUCUGUGAAGGUUUCAGCAUUCCAGUGAAAUGUGUCCCAGCAUUCAUUCAAGUUCACAGUUUGCGUCGCAGUGCUGAAAGGCAGUGGUGACGAACGUCCAACACAAUGAUUAUAAAGACACUGUGCAAAGGAACCGUCGCUAAAAUAGGAUUAAAAAAAACAAACAAAAUAUCCGUCCAGAUCAAAGCUGCAAAUCUGUCCUGAAUAUAAGACGCCACUAAAAAUGGAAUCCAAAACUUCCAAGGAGGUUCUGGGACAGUUGACAUAUUUGGACCUGACCUGAAGGAGGACCAGAAAAACAUUUCCUUCCUGUGCUGCUCCACAUUUCACGUGCAUCACAUCAACAUACCGCCACAUAACCGCUGAGAAUGUACCGCUGUCAGUGGGUGGGCGGAGCUUAGCAUGUCCCUAAGGACUGAUGGACAGCAGAUCUUCACUCUGCAGGCUUUAUGGGCACCAAACACAUUCAUGACCUCUUCUUUAUUUUGAUGAAGUUUGGUUACUGUUGCACGCUGGAAUUGUGGUACAGCGGCCCCCCCGGUGGUUUAAAAGGAAAAAACAUGAUGACAGAGUGUUUAUCCAAAAACUGAUCUCUUGUGGUCUUUCCAGAACUGGAAGCCACAAACAGACGGGCCGGAACCACCAGUCUGAAGCUGACACUGCCGCCGCACCGCGACCCAUUGCUCCUUCCUUCCCAACAGCGCCUCUGCUGGCAGGACUGUAUAUAGUGUUAAAAUAAUCUGAACAAAAGUCAAUUAGAGAGCAAUUAUUUGACUAUUUUAUUCAUGCUUCCUGAUGUGUGAAUGUGUGAGCGAGUGAUGAAUGAAAUCUGCCUGAGAUCAAAGUGUGAAAUGUUUAUUUUUCAAUUUAAGACUCUUUAUAGGUUAAAAUUAUAUUUUGUGUGGUUAAAGAUCAAAAAGUGACACAAACCGAUUUCGAGGUGUGACUCUCGUGUACAUAGUUGUAAUGAAGUUAAUGUUUUGGGUUCUUUUCCAUUUUGAUUGUUACCAAAAGUCUGUUUGCUGCUAUUGUGUAAAUAUGACAAGAUACGUAAAUGCGAAAAAACAUCCGCCGUUAGCUCCCGUCAUCAUCAUGAAGCUAUUUUAUAGCCGAUUCAUCCAGAAACUUUUGUUUGUGUUCCUGAGUUUGUUGUUUGCUUUGAAGGAGUUUAUCAUCUGAAAACAAACAAAAUCAAAAAAUCAAGAACACAAUCAAAACAAACAACAUAAAAUCACUUUAUGUGCAAAAACUAAAAGUGAAGCCUAAUUUUAAGAUCACAUGAUGCAAAAACUGAUUCAAAUGGUUUUUGUUUUUAUCAGAAUUUGUUGCUGGUUUGUUACCAGAAUUACUCAGAAACUAAAUAAAAAUGAAUAAAUGGUGUUUUUUUUAAUUGGUUUCUUACGUUUUUGAACAACUCUUAAGUCAUCUUUUGUAGAGUUAAUGAGACAGACGUUUUUACUUAUAUUUCACUCAUAAUUCCCAAAAUAAACUAAAUAAAUUCAGAUUAAAUAAACAAACAUAUGAUACAAAAUCUGAUAAAAAUGUUGAAUUAUUUAUUUUUUAAUUCAGAAUAUUAACGUAUUGUUUAGCUGCUGGUUUGUUAACAGAAUUACACAAAAACUAAACCAAUUCAGCAAAUUUUAUAAAAUUUGGGUUAAAUUUUGAAGAACUCUUU
Molecule: messenger RNA, 6899 nt
Organism: Thalassophryne amazonica
Lineage: Eukaryota; Metazoa; Chordata; Actinopteri; Batrachoidiformes; Batrachoididae
Gene: lrp5
Product: low density lipoprotein receptor-related protein 5
Exons: 30
Coding region: 165-5066 (1633 amino acids)
Molecular function (GO): protein binding
Source: RefSeq, a predicted model, not a curated record